AUGUCAUCUGAACCGAAAACCGCGGAGAUUGUGGCCCCUAUCUUCGACUUUUCCAAAACCCCCAUAGCAGACGACUAUCAAGGGUUCUAUGUUAAAGUACUCGAUGACGUGUUUACUCCCGAGGAAUGUGCAGAGUUCAUUGCUCUGGCAGAGUCGAAGCAACAGUGGAAGCAAGCAGCUGUGCACUACGGCCUUUUGCCCGAUCAAAACUACGUCGAUGUCGAUUAUCGAAACAGUUUGCGGAUAUUGCAUUUCGAUCACGAAGCUGCUGAGCGGAUCUAUCAGAGGUUGCUGCCAUAUGUCCAGGAGCUCGUCAGGAUUGAACCGGGAAGCGAAUGGGAAGGGGUUAUGGGCUACAAAGGAGCAGUGAAAGGAACUUGGGAUCUGGUUGGUGUCAACGAACGUCUCAGCUUUUUGAGAUAUGAAAAAGGACAUUACUUCAGGCCUCACUGUGACGGUCUUCAGAGGCUUCCAGACGGACGAUAUGGCAAGGUCACAUUGCAAAUUUAUCUAGGUGAAGACGGUGUAAAAGGAGGAGCCACGAGGAUCAUAGGCAAGGAUGGAAAAUAUGUUGAUAUUGAGCCGACAAAGGGACGGGUGUUAAUUUUUCAGCACAGGGAUCUGUACCACAGUGGCGAGGACGUCAGUGAAGGUGUCAAGUUCGCAUUAAGGAGCGAUUUCAUGUUUCGCGUCCGAUAUCCAGGCCACGCUGACGAGCGCGGUCAGUAA
This is a messenger RNA of Psilocybe cubensis, 729 nucleotides long. RefSeq lists its product as uncharacterized. Gene Ontology annotation, molecular function: L-ascorbic acid binding; procollagen-proline 4-dioxygenase activity; iron ion binding. Bases 1 to 729 code for a protein of 242 amino acids. Lineage: Eukaryota; Fungi; Basidiomycota; Agaricomycetes; Agaricales; Agrocybaceae. Gene Ontology annotation, biological process: peptidyl-proline hydroxylation to 4-hydroxy-L-proline. The record is from RefSeq and is a predicted model, not a curated record. Gene Ontology annotation, cellular component: endoplasmic reticulum. The transcript is spliced from 2 exons.